AGAAAAUGUAUAGGAUCGUGUAUUCUUGACCAACGGUUAGAUAAUAUUGUGGUUUAUAAGGGUUUGUUGAUGACAUCAUCAAUGGUCCCUAGUUACUCACACGUCACUGCCUUGUUUCUAAGUUAUUUAGCCUCAAAGUUAGAACUGGACUGUGAUGGCUUCAUUACACUCUUCGUAUUAUUACAAGAGAUGCAGGGUGUGAUCCAGAAGCUAACCAUUUUUAUGACUCAUUGAAAUUUGAAAAUUGUGAAGGAAUAGACAAGUUACAAUUUUACCGUUUUGAUGGAAUAAUCGCUUUUCCUUUUUUUCGCGCACAUGUGGAAGGAAAAUGAAAAAUUGACAGGCAAUAAAACUUUUCUAGCUGUAGCAUCUUUUUACUGAUAUAUAUAUGCCCCAUGCUAAUUUUUAAUAGAACAUUUUCUAAUUGUGGUAACCAUCAUGGAUUUUAGAGAAGUAAGGAGUAAUUUGAAUUAUGGACCAUGUUUUCAAUAGCAAAGGUUAAAAUAUUUUAAAGAUAAUUUAUGAUGAUAUAAAUAUAUAUACCAAUGAAGGUCUCAACAUGCUGAUGUCAUCUGCGAGGAUACCUCAAAAAAAUAAUAGACAUAGCCACACGAUCUGAGCUGAGUGUUAAAAAAAUUAAAAAUGGUAGCAUGUACUGUAAACAAACAUGAUAGAGCACUUUAAGAAUAAAAUCAAUCUCAUAGCUUUAUUUAUAUAAUUAACAGUCACACUGAGAACAAUGUAUUGCAUUAUUAAUAUAUAACUUUGCGUAUGGAUUAUAUUUAUAAUAAACAAAGUUUAAUAAAUAAAUUUUUGCUUCAAAGUUUUGAAAUACUUUGUUUGCAGUUUGUAUAGCAUCUUUAAGUUAGUGAAAUAUACUGAAAUCUCCAAAUAAACGCUCCCAUCUUUUAAACGCCUCCCUCUAAUAAACGCCCCCCUUAAAAUCCGAAAUAUUUUAUAAACGCCCCCUCUUUUAAACACCCCCUCUAUUAAAUGCCCCCCUCGAGAGGGGCGUUUAAUAGAAGCAAUUUUAAUAAACCCCUUAAUAAAUCCCUACUGGCAAACGGGUCAACCCCUGUUAUUUAAUAGCUUAUAGAUGGUACAAGAGAAGGAAGAGAAACCAAUUAAUGAUGAGAAUUUUUUUUUAAGAAAUUACAGGAAGCUUCCGGUAUAAAGACUUUUUUGGUGAAUAAGUUCCAAGGUUAAGUAUCCUUCGUUGUAUAAAAUCCGUUUUGAUUUGGUGAAACAAUCAAAUUUACCAGGAACGAACCAAUUUUGCGCUUAUGUUUACUCAUCACUGUCACAUUUAUAAAGUUGUUUGGGUCAGCGUUCAUAAAAUGAUGAAGGACACUUGAUAAUUCUAUUGGGGCAUGCCAAUCCAGUUCUGUUUCCACAUCCUUUUUUAAAAAAUUCCAAUUGCAAACUUAUCAUUUUCCAAGGCUUCAUCUCUACUUUCCGGUUUAGCAAUCAGUUUUUCAUUUAAAACGGGAGUUGGCUUUGUAAACAUGAAGCCUUUGUAUUAAACUUCUGUAUUUUACCCUGUGAAGAAGCUGGUAUUUACCAAAAGACUCUACUCUAGCCAUGUUAAAAUCAAAGUCUUCACGUUUACUGGUAAAUAAAAAGUUCAAUGAUUUAUUUUCAAAACAUUCGAAUCUAAAACAUGUUCGAAUGUUGGAAACAUUAAACCCGUUAAACAUUCGAAACUUUCUUUCUCAAAGAUGGCUUCACAAGAAACAUCCCACAAGGGACAGAAGCGUAAUACAUAUUCUAUGGAAUUUAAAAAACAAGUUAUAACGUUUGCAGAAAUAAAUUCAAACAAGUGCUGCAUUGAAAUUCAAGAUUGAGGUAAAAAGAGUACGAGAAUGGCGUCAAAACAAGGAAAAAUUGUAGUUAUGAAAGACAAACGUCGGAGGAUCGUGGGUGGUGGUAGAAAGUUAACUGACCAACAACAGGAGGAUGAUAUUCUAAAAUGGAUACUAGAACAGCGUGGUAAUAUGCUUCGUGUUCCUCGUAAACUCAAAGUCUAUGUUUGACGGGACAUGUGGAGAAGAUAAUGAAUUGAAAGAUUCAUUUAUUGCAAGUCGUGGAAGGUUUCAGAAAUUUAUGAAAAGGAAUCAUCUCUCGUGCAGACGGCGAACAACAAUGGCCCAAAAAGACCCAGUGCAACUUAUCAAUAAGUUGGUAGCGUUCGUCAUCCAUAUCCGUCGAUUGAAUAUGAAAGGUGAAUUUAACCCUUCCAAUAUCAUACCCAUGGAUGAAACACCAGUUUGGGCAGAUAUGGUAAGCAGUACUACAGUCAACAAAACUGGUCAAAAAGAUGUUAUGCUCAAAACAACUGGUCAUGAAAAGGUUUGCGUUACUGUCUGCCUAGCUGCCAAAGGAGACGGUAUUAAAUUGAAACCAUAUAUUGUUUUUUCCGGAGCUAAACGAGAGUCAGCUGCAUUAAAUGAAGAGUUCAAAACAAAAUGUAUCGUUGCAUCAUCAGGCAAUGGUUGGAUUUUCAAGGAACUUACGCUACUAAGUUAUAAAAGUGGGAAAACUGAUGUUAGAUUUGCCCGCUACAAAUGCUUCUAGCGAACGAUGUGUUUCAGCUUUGAACCGCAUAAAAUCUUAUCUUUGAGCUUCAACCACUGAUACACAGAUAAUUAAUCUGAUGGUAUUACAUAUUCACAAAUCAUACACUGAUAAUAUGAAGUAGCAAACAAAUUUCUUAAAAGGAGACAAAGUCGUUCAGGAAUAUUCGGAUCCUUCCCAUAGAUCAUCAUUAUAAAAAUCACUGAAUGUUUUAAGGGGGCUGGCAGCACAUUUAAAAAGUCCAGAUGCGAUGUAAAUUUUCUAAAAAGUGCCGGCACCCUUAAAAUUUCUAGAGUUCUUAUUAUUUUUUCAUUUUGCAGUAGUGUAAUGUAAAUAUGUAUGUAUUUCUAUCUUUUGGUUUGUGAUGGAAAUUUUUAUCUAAAUUUUGAUGCCAAUGAAACAAUUUUUCUAGCUUUUCCAAAUUACUAAAAUAUCGAAAUAUUCAUCGCGAUUUUUAACAUUGAACCAUGAGAUUGUUGACUUCUGAAAGGGGACUUUCCGCCAAUCUAGAGAUGUAAAAUUUAAAAAUUUACUACUCGGGCGCUUCGGGUAGCCACUAUAUAAAGCUAAAUUCAUAUACAGUAGACGUCCGUUAAUUCGAAUGCUGCUUAAUUUGAAUUUUCCGUUAUUUCGAACAAAUUGCCAAGUCCCUUGAGUUUGGUUUAAUAAAGUUCAAUUUAUCAAUUAAAUUAGCAUUUCCAAUAAAAUGAAGUUUACAAGGAAUUUGGAGGCCUUGCCCAUCGCCAAGCAAACAACGUUAAAAGAUUUUUAUACAAAGUUGUAAUAAUAAAGUUAUAUUGGCAUAAAACCUUUAAACGUUUAUUAAAAUUCCGAUAAUCCGUGUUCGAAUUAACGGACGUCUUCUGUAUGUUAGUUUUCUAUAUAGUCCCCCCCCAAUAUUAAAAUUGUGGUUACAGCACUGAAUAGGGUAAAAUAUAUUGAAAUAUUAGAUUAGUAGGUUAUAAUUAACUUGUUAAUUC
Messenger RNA from Hydractinia symbiolongicarpus, 3554 nucleotides. RefSeq lists its product as uncharacterized. The record is from RefSeq and is a predicted model, not a curated record. The coding region runs from base 2026 to 2574 and encodes 182 amino acids. Lineage: Eukaryota; Metazoa; Cnidaria; Hydrozoa; Anthoathecata; Hydractiniidae. The transcript is spliced from 2 exons.